Phaedon cochleariae (mustard beetle) is the source of this 4155-nucleotide messenger RNA. Lineage: Eukaryota; Metazoa; Arthropoda; Insecta; Coleoptera; Chrysomelidae. The record is from the annotation of a GenBank genome assembly.
AUGUGUCGCAACUUUUUUAUUGGUUGUCUAGCGAGUUUGAUAGCAUUUUCUCUAUUUGCUGAUGUGUUAGCAAAUGCAGAAGAACAUUUUCGCAAUCCAUCAGAAACCGAAAAUGGCAAUUGUAGGACAAAGGGAACAAUUGGAGAUCAGUGCAAGGAGUGUGAUAUCCAGAAUCACUAUUAUAUGGAUCCUGUGAAAAAAUCUUGUUAUUAUACUGUUACCACCGAUUACCAAUACACUUUCAACCUAUCCAAGAGAGAAGACAUCCAUUUUAGCCAGAUCAACUUCAUGAAUAGCCCGCCCAAAGAAUACGACGCAGAUUUUGCUAUAACUUGCUCCCUACCAGCGAAAAUAAAUAUAACUGCCAAGACGAAAAAGUCCGAGGAAAAGCUGGUAUAUGAAAAUUACAAUUGUUCUACCACUUGCACUGGACUGAAAUUUCCCAGGUCACUGUAUGAAUUUGAAGGUGAAGAUGGUACACCUCAAACAACGUUUUUUGUGAACGUUUAUGAUUUCAAACCACCCCUUUGGAUAAGGGUAUCUUUCAGUCAGUACCCCGUUCUGAAUUUGGCGAGGUACAAUAUAACUGUUGCAACACUGGGUACCACGACAGGGACUAUCCAUGAUGGUUCAGGCAACUACUCACUCACCAGCAAAUGUAGCUGGCUGAUAGAUGCCCCAAAUUCUACCAUCACCCUCCACAUUGAAGAGUUUGCCACUGAGUGUGGCUGGGAUCAUCUGUACGUUUACGAUGGUGACAGCGUCGACUCGCCACUGUUGGCCGUUUUCAGUGGACUGAUGUACAAGGAUGCCUAUGCAAUCAGGAGGAUACCAGAAGUGACGGCGCAGAGCGGCGCCGCUUUGAUACAUUUUUUCAGCGACGACGCCUACAAUAUGUCUGGGUUCAACAUCACUUAUCGGAUCAACUCCUGUCCGUCCACAAUCUCCCAUCUGAAUUGUUCGGGGCACGGGGUGUGCUUGGAGGGUGGUUGCAGCUGCGACGGCGGUUGGGGCGGCGCCGCCUGCCACCUGCGAGACUGCCCAGACAACUGCGGGACUUCCGACGAGAGGGGCAGCUGCGAGCCGGAGAAGGGCUGUCUGUGCUACGCCGACUACAAGGGAGCCGAUUGCGGGCAACUCAAAAGCGAAGGGUAUUGGGAGACGGUAGACGUACCGGGAUUCACCCCGAAUGGGAGCGCCUCCCACGGAGCGGCGGUGUGGAGGGAUUCGAUGUACGUCAUAGCAGGGGAGAGCUACAACAGAGGGUAUAUGAUGUCCGUUUAUGAUUUUAAUGGCAACAUAUGGGAGACCCAUCACUACCAAGACAGCCCAUCGCCGCGCUACGGCCAUUCCACCGUCAUCUACGGCGACAAGAUCUUCUUGUAUGGCGGCGUGUUGGGCAACCGAGGCCCCACCUCCGAGUUGUGGGCCUUCGACAUCAACGCCAAGACUUGGGAGAACGUAACCGUAAAGGCGGACAGCUGCAACGGCAGCUUCCUCAUGUGCGGUCCUCUGAAGUCCGUGGGGCAUACGGCCACCGUCGUCAUCAAUAACAUCAACAAGAAAGUCGACAGGAUGAUCGUGAUAUUCGGCCACUCGCCCCACUUGGGCUACCUGAACGCCGUCCAAGAGUACUACUUCGGCACGCGGGAGUGGUACAUCAUCAACACGAAGGGCUAUCCAGUGAAGGGCGGGUACGGGCACACGGCCAGCUGGGAUCCUCUCACAGCCAAGAUAUACGUGUACGGCGGGGUGGUGUCUGAAAGCGAGUCGUCGCAGUACUUGAGCAGGAAUCUGUACUCGUACGAGCCCAACGAGCGGAUUUGGACUCUGCUCGCUGACGCUCCUUCUGCCAGGUUUCUGCAUACGUCGACCUUCGUCUCCGAAGGCCUGAUGCUGGUGUUCGGCGGCAACACGCACAACGACACGUCGCACAGCUUCGGCGCCAAGUGCUACAGCAACGAGUUGCUCGCCUACGACGUGCUGUGCGACACGUGGAGCACCAUGGCCGUGCCCAUCGACUUGUACGCAGAUCUGGCCCGGUACGGCCAUUCGGCGGCAGUUUUCGAGGGCAGUUUGUACAUCUACGGAGGCUUCGACGGCCAAAUGUUGUCCGAUAUGCUGAGGUACACACCGGGGGAUUGCGGUUUGGGCAGCGAGAGCGCUUGCUUGAACAGCAAGUCGGGCGUGAAGUGCGUUUGGGACUCGAAGUCGGGAAGUUGUCGGUCUGUGCAGCACGUUGCUCGGGAAUUGGUGCUGAGGAAAGAGGAAACGCACAUAAACAGGUGUCCCAAGUUGAACCGAUCUGCUGCCACCACCACCAUAAUUCACAAUACAAAAAAAUGCGAAGAAAUGGAGGAUUGCUUGAGUUGUGUCCAGACAACCAGCGGAUGCGUAUGGUGCGGCAAUUCUUGUAACAUAAACAAGAAGUGCUCGAAAGUCAUCGGCAAUGCCACCGAGCCGAAUCCCAUUUCCAAACUCGGAGAGUGUCCCAUCGAUUCGUCGCCGAUCUGCCGGCAGCUGCACACGUGCAGAGCGUGCACGUCGCAGCCGUUCUGCAGAUGGCGCUUCGAGCACGCCAAAUGCGGGCCGCAUCUCGCCCACACGAACGCCACCGUCGAGGCGGCGGAACCGAUCCAGUGUCAGAGCGUCUGCUCAGAGUUCAACUCGUGUCUGAACUGUACGCAGGAGGAGUGCAUCUGGUGCCAGAACGAGGGCAGGUGUGUGGACAAGAACGCGUACACGUCGAGUUUCCCCUACGGCCAAUGCAGAGAAUGGACGACGGUACACACGAAAUGCCGGACUAGAGGCAGCGACGAGAACUCGCAGUGCGGCUUCUACAAGACCUGCGCCAAAUGCCGCGACGAUCCGGCUUGUGGUUGGUGCGAUGACGGUUCCAGGACCGGAUUGGGCACUUGCAUGCCCGGAGGAUAUGCCGGUCCCACCCUGCACACCAGAUCUCUACCUUCUUCGACGUGCCCUCCGGAGCGCUGGCAUUUCACCACGUGUCCGAAAUGUCAGUGCAACGGCCAUGCCAGCUGCGUGGACAACACUUCCACCUGCAUGCCGUGCGGUAAUUUGACCACCGGCCAUCAUUGCGAGUUUUGUAUGAAGGGCUUCUGGGGCAAUCCGGUGAACGGGGGCAAAUGUGCUCCGUGCCAGUGCAACAAGCAGGCGGACGAAUGCCAUCGAGAGACCGGCAAGUGUUUCUGCACCACCAAAGGCAUCAUCGGGGACCAGUGCGAAAAGUGCGACACCGCCAAUCAUUACCAGCCCGAUCCGAACAACAAGUCUUGUUAUUACGACUUGACCAUCGAUUACCAAUUCACGUUCAACCUGUCGAAGAAGGAGGACCGCCACUACACCCAAAUCAACUUCCGCAACUCCCCGAUCAAGGCCGACAUCGAUGCCGAUUUCCUCAUCACGUGCUCGGUUCUGGCGAAAAUGAACAUCACCGUUCGCACGGACAACGCCGAAGAGAAACUCAUCCACGAAAACUACAAUUGCACGACGGUGCGCUCCAAGUUUUCCAAAUCGUUGUACAAAUUCGGCGGAGAGGAUAACGUCACGCAGACCACGUUCUACGUGUACGUGUACGAUUUCCAGCCGCCAUUGUGGAUCCAGAUUUCCUUCAGCCAGUAUCCCAAGCUGAAUCUGCAACAGUUUUUCAUCACAUUCUCAUCGUGCUUCUUGAUGCUGCUGCUGGUGGCGGCCAUCUUGUGGAAAAUCAAGCAACGGUACGACAUGUACCGACGCAGACAACGACUUUUCGUCGAGAUGGAGCAAAUGGCGUCGCGGCCCUUUUCGCAGGUGCUGGUCGAGAUGGAGGUGAAAGAGACGAAGAAGCCCUCGGCGGAAGACGCCAAAGACGGAGGCGAGUCGAAGGGCAGGAAGCGAGGGGCGGCCGACGCGCCCAGUCCCAUCGCCCUCGAGCCCUGUUACGGAUCCAGGGCGGCCGUGUUGAGUUUGUUGGUGCGGUUGCCCACAGGGGGCGAGCCCUACAUCGGCAAAGGUCAGUCUGCCGGACUGGCGAUUGCCAGCGCUCUGGUAACGUUAGGCAACCCGAGGAAAAUGAGCAUCGACCAGGUGAAGACGGAAACGAAGGGCGGUAAGUUGCGGAAGUCUCAGAGUCAACAUCCGGACAGUUGUCUCUGA